AUGGAGGCUGCUUCAUCAAGCUUUCAGCCUCAUCCAGGACUUCAACAAACUCUAAAGCAGUUUCAUUUGAGUUCCAUGAGCUCUCUUGGUGGACCGGCGGCAUUUUCGGCGCGAUGGCAACAAGAAAUGCUUUUUAAGAAAGAUGGCAAAAGCCCCGAAGUAAUCCUUAACCUUCCUACGCAAACACCCCCGGUCAUGUCCGGGCCCCUCUUCAUCCCCUCUGACCGCUCCACCGAGAGGUGCGAGACGGUCCUUGAGCGUGAAACGAUUUCUUGUUUUGUGGUCGGGGGUGAGAAACGCCUUUGUUUACCACAAAUACUUAACAGUGUUUUACGAGACUUUUCCCUACAACAGAUUAACUCAGUGUGCGACGAUCUCCACAUUUACUGUUCAAGGUGCACGGCAGAUCAGCUCGAAAUCCUCAAAGUUAUGGGGAUCCUGCCCUUUUCAGCACCCUCAUGUGGACUUAUCACCCAAACGGAUGCCGAACGCCUCUGUAAUGCCCUAAUAUACGGUGGCACCUUUCCCCCUCACGUUGAUAAGGAGCUGUCUGGCUCAAUAGAGCUAGAGCGAACGGAGAAAAGCUUCAAAGUUUAUCACGAAUGCUUUGGGAAGUGCAAAGGACUUUUCGUCCCAGAGCUAUACAUUAGCCCGAAUGCAGCAUGUAUACAGUGCAUUGACUGCAGGUUAAUGUUCCCAACUCACAAGUUUGUUGUACAUAGUCACAAAAGGCUAGAAAACAGGACCUGUCACUGGGGGUUCGACUCUGCAAACUGGAGAGCGUAUAUACUUUUGGAUCCUGACUACACUGACAAAGAGGAGAAGAGUUCGCUUCAGCAGCUUCUCAGUGAAAUAAAAGGAAAAUUUGACCUCGCAAACAAGUACAAGAAUUCAUCUUUCAGGGCAUACAGCCCAAUACCAAGCAAGAAGUCAAAACAGGAGCGUCCGCAGUCCCCGUUCCCAGACAAAGAGAAACACCCGGACUGGUUCCAGUCCUUGACAGCAUCUGCAAACAAGGACCUGAGGAAGCUUCAGUUUAAGCAGAGACCUUCAGCCUUCAGGCCCUGGUCUGCUGAGAGAGAGACCUCCAACCAGCAGCCUGAGAGGUCACUGUCUAAAAGGUCAGAGAACUUGACCAUCCCAAAUGGAGUAGAGUCCCCUGUCGCCCAUCAAAAGAAUGAACAGAUUCCUUCACGAGUCUCCACGUCCAGUGAGAGGCAGCCCUUAGGACUGGUGGACAGCUGCAGGCUGCUGAAGAGAGGUUCACAUGGGGAAACACAGCCCCAGUCAGUGGCCCAAUCAUUCCCGACCUCAACAGCAGUCAACCAAUCAGCCGCUGAGGACAAUGACUCCGAUGCAGACAUCGAGGUGGAUAACUGUGAUGAGGGUCCCCGUUCCCAUUCUUCCAUGCCACCCCUCCCCUGUGCUAACAAAGCCAUGGCCCUGGGCAGCCGCGGCUCACUGGAGGGACAGGAGGGUUGGGUCAGGCUGCCAGUAGGUCCCUGCUCUGAACUGGAGGCGCUCAGACAAACCCUAUACAGUGAUCUGACCUCUAAGGAGGCCAGGGAGAGGUUCCUGCAGGAGAUUGUCCGCAUGAGGCUCAAACAGGAGGAGAAGCUCGCAGCCGCCCUUCAGGCCAAGCGGAGCCUCCAGCAGGAGCUGGAGUUUGUGAGAGUGACCAAAAAGGGCAGGCUGAGAGAGGCCAUCGAAGCCAAGCGCAACCUGAGAAAAGAGAUUGAACGUCUGCACGUGGAGUGUGAGAAAAAAGUGAGAGAGGCCAACGAGUCGUGCGGCAGGCUGAAGAGGGAGCUCGACCAAGAGCGACAACUGCGCGUGUGUGACAAGGGCUGCGAGGCUGGCCGUCUGAGGGCCAAGUACUCCUCCCAGAUCGAGGAGCUCCAGCUGAAGUUGCAGCAGGCCGAGGUGGACCGGGAGCAGCUGAGAGAGGACCUCCUGAGGGAGCGCGAAGCCCGGCAAAACCUGGAGCGUGUAGUCAAAGAGCUCCAGGAACAGCUGGGCCACAACCUAGACAACAGCAACAGCCACUCUGCCCAGGAGUCUGCACCCCAACCUGUGGAGAGGGAGAACCAAAUCAAGAGAGCAUGUCCAGAUGUAGUUUAA
Chanos chanos (milkfish) is the source of this 2121-nucleotide messenger RNA. RefSeq names its product v-ski avian sarcoma viral oncogene homolog b (gene skib). Gene Ontology annotation, biological process: negative regulation of transcription by RNA polymerase II; negative regulation of BMP signaling pathway; negative regulation of transforming growth factor beta receptor signaling pathway. The record is from RefSeq and is a predicted model, not a curated record. Bases 1 to 2121 code for a protein of 706 amino acids. Lineage: Eukaryota; Metazoa; Chordata; Actinopteri; Gonorynchiformes; Chanidae. The transcript is spliced from 7 exons. Gene Ontology annotation, molecular function: SMAD binding; DNA-binding transcription factor activity, RNA polymerase II-specific; RNA polymerase II cis-regulatory region sequence-specific DNA binding. Gene Ontology annotation, cellular component: cytoplasm; nucleus; transcription regulator complex.